Molecule: messenger RNA, 487 nt
Organism: Eurytemora carolleeae
Lineage: Eukaryota; Metazoa; Arthropoda; Copepoda; Calanoida; Temoridae
Exons: 5
Coding region: 45-383 (112 amino acids)
Source: RefSeq, a predicted model, not a curated record
GAGUCAGGAGGAACCCGGAGAUCCUCAUUUCCCGUCAGGACACCAUGGAGAAAGGAUCAAUCCUGCUCUGUCUUGGACUCGCUCUUGUCAUGGUUGGAUUUGAGGUUGAAGGCCGGGCCUUUGGAUUGGAUUCCCAGGAUCCCUUGAUGAAGAGAGGAUACAAGGAUCCAAACGAUCCAAGGAACCUGUUCAACAGAGUGUACGGUAUCAACAAUCUGAACUACAAGAGGGCAUAUGAAGAACCUGUAGUCGCUGAAUCCAGGAACGAGGACCUGGCUGCACUGUACAGUAUGUACAUGGAACAGGCCAUGUCCAAGAGAGGGCUCAGAGACCCCAACGACCCUAGAAACCUGUUCCGUGCCAUCUAUGGAUACAGGAAGUAAAGUAAACUUAGAGAGAACUACCAUAUCAAACAUUGUUUCUAAAAUUAUCUAAAAAUUGUAUCUUAUUUAAACAUUAGAUUUAAAAUAAAUAAUUUUUACCUACA